CAUUAGAAGAAGAAUGUAACGUUGGAAAAAGCUACAGUACUAUCGCCGCGUCAGAUGAUUAGCUAAUAGUAAAAACACUGACAGUCCACCUCUCUUUUCUGCAUUACAAAACGUCGUAAGUCGUCCGUUAUGUAUAUUGGUCCGUUAUUUACAGUUUGAAGCCUCUCUCGCUGCGCUGAUAAUGCUGAAAAUGAAGCUACCGAUGAAAACGGGCGAGGAAGGAGGCGACGAAACUGCCGAGGACGAUUCAUUGGAUCUAUCGGAGCACCAACAUAUUCCCAGGGCGGUACCUCCUUCUUCGGUGUCCGGCCGUCUGGAGGAUUCGCCCAGACCUAGCGUGUAUCCAUUCCAGCUGGACAAGGAGACUGUUUUUGAGUGGUUUGGCCUACAUCUUAACCCUGCUAAGCGGAUCGAGUUCAUGUGCGGACUGCUACAUAUGUGCCAACCCCUGGAGCUCCGCUUUUUGGGAUCUUACUUAGAGGAUCUUGCAAAGAAAGACUAUCAUGUUUUAAGAGACUUUGAGUUUCGUGCUAAUAGUCCAAGCGAUUUAGGAGUUUUAACAGACGUUAUAGAUCCAGUCGUUAGGUCCAAACUCCUAGUCUGCCUUUCCCUCCUCGGGUCUGACAGCAGGGAAUGCGCUGGAAUACUCUUUCGGAUACUGAGCCAUGUAGAUCCGGCCCUGUUCUACAAAAAUUAUGACUACUCCCUCCCUUCAUUCUCCGACCCUAACCACCACUCGUUCCAUCCACCGUGUCAGGACGGGAAUGUGUACGGGCGGUCAGAAGAGACCUGCGGCUUCUCCACUAAUGAACCAGCGGCAGGACCUCUGGAGCAGUUGGCGCUGCUUUUUGCCAUGGCCUCUCUCCAUCCAGCGUUCCACUUCCACCAACGGGAGAUUGUCCGGGACCAGCUUGACAAAAUAGAGCUUGCCAUAGCGGAGGAGCAGAGACGUCAAAGUCAGCUAAGAAUAAACGCCCAGAUAACGGAGCUGACGAGUCAGAAGACGGAUUACCUGCCUUCCCCAGCGCUGGGUUUGGGGGAUUGUACUGCAGCCCAUCCUCCCUGCCAGAGCCGUCGCUCCAGCCGCUGGGCAACACAAAGAGAAGCAGUGCAUAUAGAGGGAAUUGUGCUCAGGGACAUCACUCACACCCGAAUAGACAAGGAAUACAACUUUGAGGUGAAGUGGUCAGACUCUUCUUCUAGUAGUGUGACCAAAACCCAUCUGGAACUGGAGAAUUUCCUUCUUAAGCAGCUCCCUAAGGAUCAGAGUACUGAGUCUUUUGAGAAAAGCAUCCUGAGACUUCUGAGCCAGGGGGAGCGGAACGAGAGCAUAGAGGUGGAGAACAACCUCAGGGAAAAGUUCCUGUCUGCGCCUCCAGUCUUCAGACAGACCAGGAAGGUGUGCAGCUUCUUCAACUGUGACUCCAGUUACUCUACAAAACCGACCUGCUGCAGAUGUAACUGCCAGUUGGGUAAGGCCUACCAGGGAGACUGUUCUGAUGCCUCCAGUCAGGAGGAAGAUCUAGAACUGUAUGCUCAGGGACACAAGAAAAAGCACGGGGCCAAAAGUCCAUGUCCAGGUGGCCGGGGCCCUCAAGGGGAUGUUUGGAGGGGGGGCCACGCUGCAGAGAUCAAUGGUCCAUCAGAGAGGAGGAAGAGCUGUACACUGAGGAGCAGCCAGGAGGCCGACCAGCACCAGGACAGUGAGAAUAGAAGCCACCCAGUGACGAAAGCAAAGACCAGAGGCCUGCCCGCUGACAGGGAUAAGCUGAAGGGAAAGGGUGCUACCUUUGUAGCCAACGGUAGAUUGGUACCAGCUCAGAGGAAAGAUGGAGGUUCUGGUCCAGAUACAUCAUCAGAAAGCUACAGCUCUCCAUCCAGCCCUCAACGCCGAGGACCAGAGAGCCUGGAUAGUGAGGAUGACAACAACAAAGAUACAGACAGCCACUCUGAUGACUCUAGCAAAGGGCCGGGCCCUGACAUGUUCUUCGCCCUCCAGACUGAUCCCUCUGUGGUUGGGGAUCUCUCCUCUGUCCAGCCUCUGUCUUCCAAUAACCACCAGGCCCAGAUAGGGCCCCUCUGCCCAGAGACCAGUACAGAGAUCCGCCCUUUCUCCUUCAUGCGUUCUCUGCCCUUUGUGAUCACUAAUGGAGCUGCUGACUCAGCACUUCCACUGGCCCCUCCUCCUCCCAGCCAAAGCAUAGUCCCAGAUGUGAUGCCCUCGUCUGGGACCGUGAUGAUGCCCCUAGUGCCUCCAGCUCUUCUAGGCCCUGGGAUUGUAGGAGACCCAGAGAAAAGGGACGUGCUCCCAACCUUUGGGAUAUCCCCGAUUGGCCUCCACGCUCCUUCAGCAGGUCCUGCUGUGCAACCUCUGGUCCAGAGGUUCAAAACAGCUAUGUCUCAGAGCCACGGUGCCACGGAUAGAGCUACAGGGAGUGGUUCUAGUGCCCCACCUGCUUCACACCAGGCUCCUAUAAGAGCCAUCAGAGUCAUGUCUCCUGGCCCGACAUCCUUUGCCUCGCCUCUGCAGCAGCCUCUGCCCUGCCAAGACCCGGCCGGUGUCAGCCCGGGCCUGGCCUCCACCCUGACACACGUGGAGACUUCACAUGCCAAGCUCCCCGGCUUAACCUUACCAUCUGGCCUGCCUUCUCCCUAUACCCUGCCCCCUGUCCCCACCUCUGCCAUGCCUACUGCAGCCCCUGGAAUAGCUCCAUCCUCUGGACAGGCACAAGCAGCUGUCCCUUCAGCUGUGCCCACCCACACCCCUGGGCCCGCUCUGAGCCCCAGCCCAGCGCUGACUCACAGCACAGCACACAGCGACUGUACAUCCUACAGCAACAACAGUGCUUCCUGUGGGAGUGCCUCUGUUACCCCUGGAAACCCCAUUACUCUUCAGCAAACCCAGCAGCUACACUUGCCCCCGCAGCAACUAACCCCACCUCAACAACAGCACCAGCAGCAGCAGCAGCACCACCAACAGCAACAGCACCACCAACAACAACAACAGCAGCACCAACAGCACCAACAGCAGCAGCACCAACACCAACAGCAGCAGCAACAACAGCAUGCAAUAGGCUGUGGGACCUGUGGUUGUCACAAUAACUGCGGUAGCAGAGGCAGCCUCAGUAACAACAACAGUGUCACUAUGCCCCCUGGUUGCCAAGCACCCUUAUUCUUCCCCCACCAGAUGGCGGCAGCACGACAGGUGUUCAGCGUCCCAUCACCUGUCUUUCAGCUCACAAGCCUGUGCAGCAACAGUUACCUCACCCAGGCCCAGUCCCCCCACCAAGCCAAUGGUGCCACCCCCCUGCCCCCCUUCUUCCCCACCGCCCCACCACCCGCACACCCGUCCCCAUAUGGUCCCAUGCACACUCACACCCACAGCCAUGCAGACGUGCCAUCACACAUGCUGGGCACCGCCGCAGCUGCAAACUACAACCUCCAACAGCAGAUGGCGCCAGCGGCAUCUUUCUUCCAGCGCUUAUACCAGCACGUGUACCCAAAUCCCCUGGGGAUGCUGCCUGCUGCAGCACUGGGCGGAGGUGGAGUCAAUAAGAAAAGCGGCAGUGUGUCCUGCUAUAACUGUGGUGUGAGUGGCCACUAUGCUCAGGACUGCAACCAGCCCUCCAUAGACUCCACACAGCAAGGUGGCUUCCGGUUAAAGUAUGCGGCCUCCCACAUUUCAGAAGCAGUUGACAAUGCCGACUGAAGGGAAAGGAUAAUGAAGAGUUCCUCUGGUCUCGUGUCCACAGUGACGGCUGCUGUUCUUCCCAAAGCACUGUGUGAGCAGCACUGAAGCCUCUCGAACGUUAGGGGAAAAAACACCAUUUAGAACAGAAGGUGACCUGCCAAGGGCUCAGCGGACAAAGCCUAAGUACUUGUGCCUGGGAAAAUCUUGUUCCCAUAGAGAUGAUCACUGUCUCGUGCACAGUAACGGUCCCUUCCCUUUUACGUUUUUUAAUCUUUUUUGCACUGAUGGUUGGAAACAAUUAACUUAUUGCUUAAUUUCUAGGAAGAUAUCUUUGUUUGUUUUUACAUUCAAGUGGAGACUAGUCUCAACUGAAAAAAAGUUAUUAUACACUUAUUUCUAAAAAGCCACGUUUUUCCUCAUUAUUACUGUUAAUCUAGGAUUUUAUUGUUCGGACAGAAUUGUACAGCAUUGUAAAAAAAAAAUUAAAUCAAAAAAGAAUUUUAGCAACAAUAAUUGUAUGUUUCUGAAUGUACACCUUUUUUAAGGACUGACUGUCAGUGUAUGAAUCUCAUGCAUUUGUUGCCACUUGAUCUGUUGUGGUUAGAAGGUAACAGCUGCUUUGUAAUGUUGUCUUAUUCGUUAAACUUGUUUUACUUGGUGAAAUGCACUAAUGCAACACAAGUGCACUAAAAAAGUCGGCACCACAACCAAGCAGAUUUUCGAAUGUAUACAUUUUCACAAUCUGAAUUUAAAGGAAAUGACAGUCUGCGUUAUUUUAGUGGAAUUUUGUAUUUAAGGUGUGAAGCAUUUAUUUAUGGAUAAUAUUUUAAAGAGAGGGCAAUCUUUCUCAGUUUCCUUAAUAUUAAAUACAACAGAGAAGAGGAUCAUUCUUCUGAUCCAGUUGAGUAAAGACGUCUUUGCAAGCAGUUAGCAUAUACCUGUACUUUUUAUAGUGUCGGGUCUCUAGUGUUCUCUAGAGGAUUUAGACUGAUUACAUUGUUUAAAUGUAGGACAAAUAAGAACAUAAACGUCUUCAGAAUGCAAUUCUGCAGACGGUGAAACCAUUGUCAAACUAUUCAUUAUAAUUGGUAGACAGACACAAAUUAAAACUCUAAUUAUAGACUAAGAAAUGUAUGCUUUUCUAGAGAGAAUUAACAAGCACUACUUUCCUGCCCUGUUGGUAACUUAUUACAAUUGUGUAUUUGUAUGACAGAUUGCAUCCUUAAGAGAUAAUGGUACACAGCUAGUUCCAUUCUAAGCCUACUAAGAGCGGAAUGUAAUAGUUUAUUGUAGCUAAAACUGAGAAUAAACCUGACGUUUUCUAAAUAUCUGUUAACUAAUCAAACUAUCUGUAUACCUUUUUUACACAAAACUGUUGUCAACUAACUUACAACAUCAGACAAACCUGAUGGCAUUUGACAACUAAAAACGGAAGUCACCAAAACCACCUUUACUGUAAUGCCUAAUUUGGUUUGAAGCUCUUUAAGUUCUUUGAAAAGUGUUUGGGAAACAUUUGAAUAAUAAAUAGAGGCAGGAUGUAAGAAUAUGGAGCUCCUAUGUGCACAGUAUUAAACAAUAAAUGAAACUUAGCUGUUGAAAUACUUUAAUACGUUUUUAUAGUUUUUUUUUACUUGAAUCUUUUGCUUUAAAAUGUCCUCUUUCAUAAAAGCCGACCUGUCCUGCCUUCCAACUUUUCAGCCAAUCACAUGCCUCCCUGCCUAUUAAGCUAGCAAGAUCAACAACUUCUGCCAUAUUUAGGUAGUUAGCACCUGUUAGCUAGGGCAAAGAAAAGUGACAUGAAAACAAUCUAAGUUUGAAAAUAAAAGGCCAUUAAUUUUAUAACUAGAUGGUUUAUAUAUUUUACAUGGUUAAUUCGUGUUAUUUUGGUCAUAAUGUAGUUUUUUUUUUGUAUUUAAUAUUGAACACUUCCAUAUGAGAACGUGUGCAAGAAGGUAACCGUUAACAAAAAUAACUUAAACCUGGACUGUUAAUGAUGUUUGUACAUUAUGAGCAUCUGUGUUUAUAGGCCUGUCUAAAGACAAUUGAAAUAUAUCUUACCGAAGGAUGCAAGUUCUCAGUUCCUCGAGAUUAAUGUGGCAUGUAAUGCUUCCCCCAUCAAUGUUGUUUCUGAGUGUGCAACUUUCUGCCCUUAUGGUGUUUUCAGGGCUUGCUUUUGUCUCCCAUCCUACUGUCAGUGCAUUAGUUACAUUUAAGUCUAUGCAUAUUGUUUUCAUGAAUACUAAAAAAGUGACUUUUAGGAAAAACCAGAGGUGGAUUCAGAGAUAUUUUCCUUCCAUGUUUAAAGGAUGCACACCCUCAAACUGACUGCUGUGAGAUCCGAUUGUCUUCAGUUCCACUUUGAACAUUACUUGUGUCCAAAACUGCUUCCCUGCUCUUCAGUGGAUGUUUUAAGCGGAUCAGAUCCUGCUCAGUUCUGGAUCCAGUGAUCAGAAAUCAGUGUAAAUACUGAGGAGGCCCCUAACAACCUGAGUGUAGUUGUGUUGAUGGUUUGCAAAAUGCUGUACUGUAUUUGCAAGGAGUCCCUGUGCUGCCCACCUCAGUUGUAAUGUUUACUGUACUCUUUGAUAUCUAUGUACUUGAAAGGUCAAACAUAUUUCUAAAGUGGAAUUUGGAUUUUAUGCAAAUUGUUUUUCUGUAAUUAAAAGCAAUAAAUAUAAAAAAUGGAAAGUACAUUUU
This is a messenger RNA of Gymnodraco acuticeps, 6388 nucleotides long. It is a transcript of the gene zcchc2, whose product is annotated as zinc finger, CCHC domain containing 2. The coding region runs from base 182 to 3709 and encodes 1175 amino acids. Gene Ontology annotation, molecular function: zinc ion binding; nucleic acid binding. NCBI's taxonomy places the organism in Eukaryota, Metazoa, Chordata, Actinopteri, Perciformes, Bathydraconidae. The record is from RefSeq and is a predicted model, not a curated record. The transcript is spliced from 14 exons.